CUAUUCCUCUCACUGACACCAAUGAUGGGGCACUAUUCCUCUCACUGACACCAAUGAUGGGGCACUAUUCCUCCCACUGACACCAAUGAUGGGGCACUAUUCCUCCCACUGACACCAAUGAUGGGGCACUAUUCCUCCCACUGACACCAAUGAUUGGGCACUAUUCCUCCCACUGAAACCAAUGAUUGGGCACUAUUCCUCCCACUGACACCAAUGAUGGGGCACUAUUCCUCCUACUUAUACUGACAAUGGAGCACUAUUCUGCCCACUAAUACCAAUGAUGGGACUUUGUUUGCUGCCAUUGAUGCCAAGGCAUUUUCCCCCACAAAUUCUGAAGGACAGUAAACUGGCCCUUUGUUUGGAAACCCCUGAUAUAGAGCAUUGGGCUUAUCACAAAUUCCUAACGAAUCAACCAGAACUGGUAACACCUCCAGAUGGCCUACAAAGGAUGUCCCAAAGUUUUGCAGACGCUAAUACAUUUCGCCCCUUUUCA
Molecule: messenger RNA, 493 nt
Organism: Staurois parvus
Lineage: Eukaryota; Metazoa; Chordata; Amphibia; Anura; Ranidae
Source: the annotation of a GenBank genome assembly